CGACCCCUCCAAAUGUUUUCUUCCCCGCAACCCCUCCCCAGAAGUUCAACCAUUGUUUCCUCAGUUACCAAUUACCAGCUACCAGCUACCAGCUACCAUGCAUCACCGUUAUCUGGUAUUUUCCCUCUUCCAGGCUGGAGUACUCGCUGCUCCGGCCUUUACUGGAGGCCCCGUAAUUGUCGGCGAGAAUGGCCGCACCAGCGCCCCUACCCACGGCCCCUACACUGGAACCCCGACGGUUACAGGUGCUGUCACAGCUCCAGGCACACUGGCCCCCUCCAUCGCUCCCAAACUCCCCAACCCGACUGCCACCUACUACAAUGCCGAUGGUGUGCCUCAAAAUCCCAUGCCAGCCCCCUAUGUUCCCGCUGGCGGGCUGGGAACCAACGGCACCGAGCCUCGCUACAUGGUCGAGAGUGACUGGGACUUUGAAUCGAUCGCCCUCGGCGUCUACCAAGAGUACAUCGAGCUGGACCUGUUCCACGAUGGCCUCGCCCGCUUCAGUGAAGAGGAUUUCAGAGCCGCCGGCAUUGACCCCGAGGUACGGUCCCUGAUCCAGUUCUUCGCCGACCAGGAGACCGGCCACGCCACCCUCCUCAGCAACAUGCUGGGAGAAGCGGCCCCGAAGCAGUGCGUGUACGACUACCCCUACACGAAUGUCCGCGAGUGGCUCGACUUUAACCAGCGCGUCACCCGCUACGGCGAGUCGGGUGUUUGGGGAUUCAUCUCACACUUGGACUCGCGUGAGGUCGCUACGCUGCUCUCACUGUCCAUUGCAACCGAGGCACGUCAGCAGUUUGCGUUCCGGCAAAUGGCCGGUCUCGCGCCCGUCAAUGUCUGGUUUGAGAACGGCUGGCCCCAGUCGUGGCAGUGGACCAUGCUCGCGCCUUACAUUAGUUACUGCCCCGAGGGCACCACGCGCCUUGCCUGGCAAAACUUUCCGACUCUGCGCAUCCUCAACAACCCUAACAUCAACAGGAUUGUGGCGAACAAUACGCAAACAGAUGGAAGCGAGCAAGUUGGCGACCGCAUCACCGAUCCCUCGCGAUUUAACGUCAGUUCUGGCGACAGCUGCAUCAGCGCGCAGGGAGUCGGUGAGAACUGCAGCCCGGCAAUUUCUCGAAACCGCACACAGCCGCUCUCGUAUCCUGGAAAGAGGGUCUUCUUCGAAUGGGAGACCCCGGGACAAGCUGUGGGUCCCAACAACUCGUACGUCACCUCGUCCACCGCGGGCCAGCCCAAAUUUGUGGCGUGGAGUAGCCAGUUGAACCUGACCUACUCGCCAUUGACUGUGACUGAGGGUAAUAGAGGGUGGACGACACAACCAGAGGGGUUUGUCUAUGGGGAUGAUGGGAUUAUCAACGGGACUAUGGCUGUGAUGCUGACCGACACGGAUCUGUUCGUGACCCCAUUCAACUUGACGCAGUUGAACCCCCACAUUGUGGCGCUUGGUCUGUACCAGGCUGGCUGAGUGGAGAUAAGAAUAUUGAUGCAUGAUUGAAUCGAUAGUUUACUUGCAAUCAGACAGAUUUGAG
Molecule: messenger RNA, 1535 nt
Organism: Aspergillus vadensis CBS 113365
Lineage: Eukaryota; Fungi; Ascomycota; Eurotiomycetes; Eurotiales; Aspergillaceae
Product: ferritin-like domain-containing protein
Exons: 1
Coding region: 98-1471 (457 amino acids)
Source: RefSeq, a predicted model, not a curated record